GCGUCCAUCCCGCCGAUGCUCGCUCGUCUUGUGGCCAACUCUCGCGCACCCUCUGGUGCUCGCUCGCCGCCUGCCGAACUUCUUCUUCUCCUUCUCCUCCUUUGUGUGGCCCGCUCGUCACAUUCUCAUUGUUGUUGUGGAGGUGGUGUUGGUGGUGGUGGUGCUCGUCUUCCUGCUCUUCCUUCCUCCUCCCCGCGUGUGAUAGCGAGCCGCUCGGCGGAGGAGCUCAGGUCAUCUGCAGCUGCGGCGGCGAAGAAGAAGAAGAAGAAGAAGAAGGAGGAGGAGAAGAAGAAGAAGAAGAAGGAGAAGCAGGAGGAAAGAUGGCGAUCACACACUAGCCGGAGCGGGCGCACGCAUGAGACCAACAACUUUGGAGGAGAAGGAGAAGAUUGUAGCGAUUUCCCUGAUUGUUCAGGGAGUGCUCCCCCUGUUUAGUGAUGGAGGUACUGCAAUGCGACGGCUGUGACUUCCGCGCUGACUCGUAUGAGGAGUUGAAGAACCACAUUCAGGAAGUGCACACAGUCUUUCUUCAGCCCGCUGACGCAGAAGAGUCUGACUCGCAGAAAGAGGAGGAGGAGGAGGAGGAAGACAACGAUGAUGACCAGCAGGUGGAGGAGGAAGCAGGAGUGCAGGACACCGGGGACAAGGAUGACAAGAAUUACACACCACCUAAAGUUGGAAUGAGUCCCAACUCUGCCAACAUUUCCAGCAAGGCACCACCGAAGCAAAGCGCUGAGACCCAUCUGCUGUUCUACCAGUGCAAGUUCUGUGUCCGUUAUUUCAGAUCCAAGUCGUUCCUAAGGAAUCACACCAAGAAGGUGCACAAUGUUGUCGAGGAGGACGUGGUUGCACAGAUCUCCUCACAGACAGACAAUUCCAAGGUGUAUUCCUGCCAGUACUGUACAUACAAGUCUCCGCGCAAAGCAAGGAUGAUGAAACACCACAUUAUGUAUCAUAGCAAAGUUCCCUCGGGGGGGUCUGGGGUUGCCCCAGAGAGCAACGAACCUGACGAGGAGUCGAGCUCAUCUGAUCCCCUCGUGAAAGGGACGUUUGCCUGCGAAUGGUGCAACUAUCAGACUGACCAGAAGGCCAGCUGGACCAAUCACGUGGUCAAGGAACAUAGCGACAAGGUCAAGAUAGUGUCCAGCAUUCCCGAGCCGAAAGGGGAUGCCUGUGCAAGCUCACCUAAACCGGAUUCCCUGUCCCAAAGCCCCACAAGAUUAAAGACCGCUUUGACUGAAGGAUAUGAGGAGUCAACAGGAGAAAUGCUUGAAAACCCAUCGACACAGAUUGCUCAAGUCACGGCAGUCGGCGAAGGAUGCGCAAUUUCACCCAAGAGGCCAAACAGUGGCAGUGAGAUAGAGCCCAACUUACUAAAUGAAGAGGACUCAAGGAGCAGCUUGGAGGCUGGAGAUGAAGAGCUAGGUGAUAUAGAUGAUCCCAACUACACUGGAACGCUUUCGGCAGAUGCGAAGCAGCUCUUAACAGACGAGGACAAUAAGCUGCUGGAGACAAAAGGAAUACCGUUCAGGAAGUACCAGAACCGUUUCCAGUGCCCUUUUUGCUCCUUCCUCACCAUGCACAGGCGCAGCAUCUCGCGCCACAUUGAAAACAUUCACCUCUCUGGUAAAACCACAGUGUAUAAAUGUGAUGAAUGCCCAUUUAUUUGCACCAGCCCUCUUAAAUUAGGCACCCACAAACAAAGCCACAGUUCCUCCGACGUAGAGACGAUGGAUCUGACGAGCGACAGCCCAGAACCUCUCAAUGAUGACACUGCGGAGCCUGUCAAUGGGGGCAAUGUAAGUAUGUCCAAGAUGAACGGAAAAAAGUCAACCAGCGUGUUGAACGACCAGCAGAACCCACACCGCUGCACGCUCUGCAACUACUCCACUACCACUCUGAAAGGACUGAGGGUUCACCAGCAGCACAAGCACUCCUACUGUGAUGACAUGGAUCCCACCGUCUUUGAAAGUCAGUUGGCCGACCAGAUGGACACAGACGUAGCAGCCUCGCCAACCUGUCUACAAAAAACCCAGACCUCCAUCUUGGGGCUUUCAACCAAAAAACCCUUAGUCGGUGGUAAACGAGCGAGGAAGUCCAUCAAUGACUUGCCUUUGGAUUUGUCCUCGGUCAAAAAGAGAACGAGAAUUGAUGAAAUUGCGAGUAACCUGCAAAGCAAAAUAAGCCAAAGUCAGCAGGACCUGGUCAUAAAUCUGGAAGACAUGGAUGAUGAGGACAUGGCCGACCAUCACAGCAACAUGGGCAGAAACCAUGAUGGCAAAAAUGCCAUCUUUGCGUACAACAUACUGCAGCCUCACUCAAGAGAUUCAUUUCACAAGGGAGGUAGGAUAGGGAAAAGAAAAAGCAACCCUAAAUCAAAAUCUAGGAGCCUUCCUCUAUCACUGACUCUUUCUGACGAUAGUGAAAACAUUUCAGGUGAUCUGACUGAUAGUCGAGAGGCUGCCCAAGAGAACAGCGACUAUUCCGGGGAUCCCGGAAUUGCGCGUUUCUACUGUAAACACUGUGAUUACCAUAACAAGUCUGCUCGUAGCGUCAGCACCCAUUACCAGAGGAUGCACCCUUACAUCAAAUUCAGCUUUAAGUACAUCCUGGACCCUGAGGACCAGAGUGCCGUCUUCCGCUGCUUGGAGUGCUACAUUGAAUAUACAAACUACAAUGACCUACACCAACACUACAUGGAUCACCACCCGGAAGCGAGCAACGUGCUCAACUUUAACCAGCCCAAUUUGGUGUACAUGUGUCGCUUCUGUUCUUACACGAGCCCCAAUGUGCGAAGCCUAAUGCCCCACUACCAAAGAAUGCAUCCUACAGUGAAGAUCAAUAAUGCCAUGAUCUUCUCCAGCUAUGUUGUGGAGCAGUCGCACAAGUCAGGUGAAUCGCAAACUCUGAGGGAGAUAUUAAACUCUGGCCCAAAAACGUUUAACCCAGCCACAUCCACUCCGAGGUCCUCCUCAAGCCCGCUGCUUAAAACAGUGUCCAAGACCCCCGAAUCAGGCACAGAUAUGGAUCCCCUCAAAGACGUCAUGGCCGGCAGUGUCGUUGUAUAUGAUUGUGACGUGUGUUCUUUUUCCAGCCCCAACAUGCACUCUGUUUUGGUCCACUAUCAAAAGAAACACCCUGAGCAAAAGGCAUCUUAUUUCCGCAUACAGAAAUCAAUGAAGGUUGUCUCCGUCGAUCAGCCCGUCGCCGCGUUUAAGUCAAACAUGCCAACAACCCCGAAAAAAUCAAGCGCGGCACUGUAUGGAUCAGACGAGGAUAUGUUCUACUGUAAACACUGUGUAUACAGCAAUAAAUCUGUCGUGGGUGUGUUGGUACAUUAUCAAAAGAGGCACCCCGAAGUGAAAGUGACAGCCAAAUAUAUCAAACAUGGUGCUCCCACCCCAGGUUUGCUGAAACUAAUAGACGAAUUACAAAUCGCAGCGCCCAAGCAAUUUCUGAAACAGUUCCCAAAAGAUGGUCAUGAUGGGUCCAACAACUCAAGCCCCAAACCAGGGAGUGGAGACAAAUGUGAGGAUGAGCUGUUCUUCUGUCAGCAUUGCGAUUAUGGCAACCGAACGGUCAAAGGUGUGCUUAUUCAUUACCAGAAGAAGCACAGAGAAACUAAAGCUAAUGCUGAUCUCGUGCGUCGCCACACCGCCGUCGUCCGGAGUCAGCGUGAGCGCGCGCAGUCGAGUAGCAUCCCUUCCACUGCCGUUCUGGCUCCUCCAGACCCCGAAAACACUACACCCCUACGUUCCCUGAAGUGCAGACACUGUUCCUACACAUCCCCUUAUGUCUACGCCCUCAAGAAGCAUCUCAAGAAGGAUCACCCAAAUGUGAAGGCCACAGCCUUGACCAUUUUACACUGGGCUUACCGAGAUAGCAUUCUAGAGGCGGGCUAUCACUGCGAGUGGUGCAUUUACUCUCAUGCUGAGCCUCAAGGACUGCUUCUCCAUUACCAAAGACGCCACCCGGAGCAUAAUGUGGACUACGCCUACAUGGCCAGCAAGCUGUGGGCCGGGCCAGAGACCACUCAACAAGGGGGGAACCUAGAAACAAAACAUUACAAAUGUAGGGACUGUGCUUUUGAAGCUUGCACAGUAUAUGACAUAACUAGUCACUAUCAGGCAGUGCACCCCUGGGCGAUCCAAGGGGACGAAUCUGUGAUUUUGGAUAUUAUUAAAGGAAAACCAGCUGAGAAGAUCCCCGAAGAAAAUGCGUCUUUCAAUUGCGAGUCCGUCGAGGAUGACGGCGCUCUUUACAUUGCCACCCCGCCUCGAGAGAGCAACCCACAUUCCACUCACCCACGUCUCUCUCUUUCGAAUAAUCCCUAUCAGUGCACCGUUUGUCUGUCAGAGUACAACAGCCUCCAUGGCCUCCUCACCCACUAUGGCAAAAAGCACCCCGGUAUGAAAGUCAAAGCGGCAGACUUUGCGCAGGAGGCGGACAUUAACCCCAGCUCUGUGUACAAGUGUCGCCACUGUCCCUAUGUGAACUCCCGCAUCCAUGGCGUCCUCACCCACUACCAGAAAAGACACCCAUUGGUGAAAGUCACAGCAGAGGACUUUGCGAACGACAUUGAGCAAAUCGCAGACACGAAUGAGACAGAGGACAAGAACAAGACUCAAAGGCAGGGCUAUGGGGCAUACAGAUGUAAAAUGUGCUCAUAUACGCACGGGACACUGGAAAAACUCAAAAUCCACUAUGAGAAGUACCACAAUCAGUCAGCUACAGAGAUUUUCACACCCGGUUUGACAAAUUUCUCCGUCGGCCACGACACAGAGCCCGUAGCGGAAUGCAGCGCCGGUCAUACAUCAAGUGCAGUGAAAGUCCAGGAGGUUGGUGAUGUGGACUUCACCCUCUCAGAGUUACCCAUCAGUAAGCCCGAGAAGCAUGCCGUGUUUAAGUGCCAGCUCUGCAAAUACUUCUGUUCCACCCGCAAAGGCAUCGCUCGCCACUAUCGUAUAAAGCACAACAAUGUCCGCGCUCAGCCGGAGGGUAAAAACAAUGUGUUUAAAUGUGCGCUCUGUUCCUACACCAAUCCCAUUCGCAAGGGCUUGGCAGCACACUACCAGAAACGCCAUGAUAUCGACGCCUACUACACCCACUGUCUAGCUGCUUCCAAGACAAUGACUGAGAAACCCAACAAAGUCAUAUUACCGGCACCCUCUGAACAAGAGAAUUCAGAGAUGAGCGAAGAAGUGCGCUUGGCCGUAGAGAGGCGAAAGUGUUCUCUUUGUCCCUUCCAGGCAUUCAGCAGGAAGAGCAUUGUGUCGCACUAUAUAAAACGCCACCCAGGUGUCUUCCCCAAGAAGCAGCACGCUAGCAAGCUCAGUCGCUACUUUACCGUCAUCUAUGCCAAAGAACCUGAGAAAACAGAGGAUAGUCCUUUAGAAGAGGAUGACAACGAGGCGCUGGAGCACACCCCCAAUCCAGAGCAGGACGGGGACUGGCUGCCAUUUAAGUGUCUCAAAUGUUUCCGGUUGUCCUUCAGCACCGGCCUGCUGCUAUCUAUGCACUACAAUGACCACCACAGGGCGGACUUCAAGAGAGACUUUGACGUGUCGCCGGACCCUGGAGAUGACAAUGCUUCAGAGUCAUUCCAAUGUUCCCAUUGUGAGCUGAAGUUCCUGUCCCUCCCUGCGCUCGCCACGCAUCUGCUCAACCACAAUGAGGAGUUUCAGAAGAGGGCCACAAGGCAUGAGAGGAGGCGGCAGCUUCUCAGCAAACACAAAGCAGCAGAAAUAUCUGAAAGCAAGUCUGAGAAGGUAAGCUGUGCAAACAAAGCUCCUAUUGGCUUCAGGUGUAACUUCUGUGUGGAGGUCCACACUACUAUCAGAGCCAUCUGCAAUCACCUGAGGAAGCACGUCCAGUAUGGCGAAGUCAAAGAGGGGCAUGUCAAGCAGGAAGUCAGUGAGGUGGCCCUCACCAUGCCUUCAGAGAGACUGGUUAACGGUGAUGUGGAGAAGGAUGGAGCAGGAAACGAGAGACCCAAAAAUGCUACAAAAGGCCUCGCCUCGCUCCCUGCAGCUUCUUCCGCCGUUUCCACAGAGACACCUGAACCAGAGUUGGAUGCCAUCGAAGGGAGGUCCUCGACGUUGAAGCAAAGGCUGGCGACGGGAGGCCACCCGUGCGGCCAGUGCGACCGGGUCUUCAUGUCUAUGCAGGGCCUCCGCUCCCACGAGAGGAGUCACUCGGCCAUGGCCAUGAUCAUCAGGGAAGACAAGUAUAGCUGUCAGUACUGCCAGUUUGUCUCACCCUUCAGACACAAUCUGGACAGACAUAUGCAGUCUCACCACGGCCACCACAAACCUUUCAAGUGCAAAUUAUGUCCCUUUAAGUCUGCCUACGUGAGCCGCUUGAAGAGCCACCUGCACAAGACGCACACCGGCGAGCAGCACACAUACAAGUGCUUGUCCUGCCCCUUUUCCUCCAUGACCAUCAGCCAGCUGAAGGAGCAUUCGUUGCGAGACCACGGCGAGGCCCUCACCCUCCCCAAACUGCGGGCUGCCACGCAAGCCGCUCACGCUGCCCUCAGGACCCCCACCCGACUGACCACGAACGCGGAGCACAGCCCCUUGACUCCGGAAGACGCGUCAUACUGGGAGCCAGCUGACGUCCGCGAGCAGCUCAGCCAUUAUCAGAUCGCCUCUCGCAGUCACGUGUCUCCCGGCGACCAUCGGCCCGACAGCAUCCUCACCUGUGAGUUCUGUGAGUUCAGCUCAGGCUACAUGCAGAGCCUGCGGCGACACUACCGGGACCGCCACGGUGGCAAGAAGCUCUUUAAGUGCAAGGACUGCUCCUUCUUCACCUGCUACAAGAAUACGUUCACCUUGCACGUGGAGGCAGGCCACAACAACAACAACAACAACGUGCCAGAGGACGUCCAGAAAGACCUUCGCUGCCCUCUCUGUCUCUACCACACCAAAUACAAGAGCAGUAUGAUUGACCACAUUGUACUGCACAGAGAGGAGCGCAUUGGUCCGCUCGAGGUGAAUCGCUCCAAGCUGUCGCGUCACCUCCGAGGCGUGGUGUUCCGUUGCCACAAGUGCACCUUCACAUGCUCCAACGACGACGCCCUGCAGCUGCACCUGCACAAGCACGCCGAGCUCAAACCCUACAGCUGCCAGCUGUGCUACUACGACAGCAGCCGCCGCAGCCAGCUGGAGGAGCACCUUCGCCUCGAGCACAAGGUCAUCCGGAACUUUGAGCUGAUGGGCCGUGUCAACUUGGACCAGCUGGACAUGAAGGAAAACAGCAGCAGUGACGAGGAGCAGCAUGAGCGGCAGCAGCAAGACGAGGAACAGGAAGAGGGUGAUCUGAUGGAAAUGGCGGUAGACGAAAGCGUGGCUGUGGUGGAGGACAACGAAGGCAUGGAGAUGACUGAGCAUCCGGAAGAGCAAGGAGGAGGCGUGGAGGAUAACGACAGGGAUGGCAGCAUCAAAGAGGAAGAAGAGGAUGAGGAGGAAUUCAAAGAGGCGGAAGAAGAGAGCCCGACACCACAAGAAGUCCUUGCUUCUCCAACGAGCAGCAGCAGCAGCAGCAGUGGUAGCAGCUCUGGAGAGAAGCGUCUUCCGUGCGAGUUCUGUGGGCGCUGCUUCACUAACAAUUUUGAUUGGGAACGCCAUGUCCUUCGCCAUGGCAUGACGGUGAACAACAGUCAACUGGACACCAGCACAAACUCCAACAUGGAGGCCUCCGUCCCAUCCUCCCUCUCUUCCACUUCCGUCGACAACGGACUGGAACUUUCCGGCAACCGGGACGAUGAUCAGAACCUUUCGGCUCUUUCACUGAGUCAGCACGCGGACGAUGGGGAGCCGCUCGACGCCAAAAAGGAUCAACAAUCUGGUUGACCCGAUUGGGACUUUUUAAGGUUAUAUUAAAAUAGGACGUUCAAUUUAAAAAAAAAAAAAAAAAAAAAGAGAAAAGUGAAAACGUUUUGAGUUGG
Messenger RNA from Phyllopteryx taeniolatus (common seadragon), 7948 nucleotides. It is a transcript of the gene znf462, whose product is annotated as zinc finger protein 462. Gene Ontology annotation, cellular component: nucleus. The coding region runs from base 438 to 7853 and encodes 2471 amino acids. The record is from RefSeq and is a predicted model, not a curated record. Gene Ontology annotation, biological process: regulation of gene expression. NCBI's taxonomy places the organism in Eukaryota, Metazoa, Chordata, Actinopteri, Syngnathiformes, Syngnathidae. The transcript has 13 exons.